GGAAGUAGCUGUGUUGUGGGCUGUUCACUGCGCUGCACUUCAGUGGUCCUUCCGAAAUGGCGGACGCGGAUAGUUGGGAUGCCGACAGUUUCGAGCCGGAAGAGCCCAUCAAGAAGGCGCCAGGGCAUGACAAGUGGGAAGGCGAGGAUGAGGAUGAAGAUGUUAAAGAUAACUGGGAUGAUGAGGAGGAGGAAGAAAAGGUGACAGAAACAGAAAUAGUUGCAGUGACAAAGCCUUCAGAGAAGAAAAAACUUAUUGAUAAAAUUAAAGAGAAGGAGAGUUUACAAAAGAAAAAACAGGAGGAACUUCAGAAGCAGUUAGAGGAAUCUAACGACAGCUCAGAAUGCACCCCUGAGGACGAGUUAGCAGAAAAACUUAGAGUGAAGAAACUUCAGGAGGAUUCAGAUUUGGAGCUAGCCAAAGAUGCUUUUGGCAUUGUAUCCAAUAACGUAACCGGACUAGACGCCAUGAGCCCUUCCUCCAAAGAUGACUUUACAGAGUUUGAGCGGUUGCUAAAGGAGAAAAUCUCUCUCUACGAGAAGUCAAUACACUACUCCAGCUUUUUAGAGUCACUGUUCAGAGACCUGUGUCUAUCAUUGGAAGUUGAAGACUUGAAGAAAAUUAACAACUCCCUCACUGUGUUACUCAGUGAGAAGCAGAGGCAAGAAAAGCAGCAAAAUAAAGGAAAAAAGAAAAAGAAAGGUGGCUUACCAGGAGGUGGUUUAAAAGCGAAAAUGAAAGAUGACCUUGAUGACUACGGCGAGUUUGAUGGAGGUUACGCACAAGACUAUGAGGAUUUUAUGUGACCCCUGAUCCCUAACCCAUCAUAUUCUUUGAGUGGCAAAACAUACACCUCUACAGCGCAUGACCUCUCCCUACAGCCAGAUCCACGUCCAGAAUCAAGCUAGAAAAACUGAAUCACAUCACAUGUAACACACACUAGCCUAAGCUUAAGUGGUUUACUCUGACAAAGACUUAAGUGAAGCUUUUUUCUCUGGUUUAUAUUGACUGUAGGUCAUUUUAGUGUUUGCUGUGGAAAAAAACAAACAAAAAAGUCAUAGUCGGGUGACGUCCUUUAUAAAAGCUUGAAAGUCAAAAAUAAAACCUGACUGACGUGAAUCUCAAGCUUGACAUGAACGUGUAUAAAAGAGUUAACAGUAUUACUGUUUCUAAGAGCUACUUGACAUUAAAAUAAAAUUUGACAUUCUAUGCAAAUUUCAGAAAAAAAUGUCUAUAUGUUAUGUAUUUUGAUUGAUUACAUUUCUGCUGUCCUUCAUUUGUGACAACUAUAGACAUUAUUAGUCACUGCUGUUGCUGAAUAAGACUACAUCUAAAGUGAUUACCCUUACAAGUGGUAAUGCUUUUCAUCGAGGUUCCCUUAACCGUCAUUAUUUAAUUUACAUGAACAACAGAAUCAAUACAUAAUAGCAUUCAAAAAUAACUUGCACUUUUCCUCUUUACUAACUUUACAAGAUGAAUAAUCAGCAGCUACAGUACAUUAACCUGGCUUUAAACCAUCUGUGAGAAAACUCGUCUAUAAUGAAUCGAAAAAUGUUUGUGCAGCUGUAUUUUCUUGUCAAUUAAUCCAUGUAUUUGCUUAUUUAAUUAUGUUAAGGUUUAUGGUUUGAUAAUGCUAAUUAAUGCAGUAGUUAAGGGAAGCUUAAAGCAAAGCAUUACCCUAGAAGCAGUCAUACGCCUUUUAAAGUUGAUUAAACAUUUUCAUUUUUCUAUUUCCAGGUGAUCAUGUACGAACCUUUGUUUAGAUGCAUUGAACGUGUCGAGUACCCAAUCUGAUAAAAGCUACCUGUAGGGACAAAGCAGUUAAUGAAUGCAUUUCACUUGAUUUAGAAUUAUGGAGCUUUAUUUAGUCACACAUUUAAAAUAUUGUGUUUUAGGGUGUAUGUUUGUGUUCUUUUUUUUCCUAUUGCAGCACUAAUUUUGUGAACAUCAUAUAUUUGCAGUUUAACAUAUUAUGAAGUUCCUUCAUGCAGUGUCACUAAACCAUGCAGGCAGGCAUUGUUACAAGAGGUUGUAAGAAUACUAUUAUGGUUACUUUUGCAAAUGAAGUGCAUAUAAGACGUCUUCUAAUAGAUCUUGAGAGUUUCCAUUUUUAAAUUAACAGAUUUGCGUUAUAAAAAUUUAAUGUCAGCAAAGAAAAUGAUUCAAUUCUGCCGUGUUUUAUAGAGAUCUAAUUUAAUAAAAGUCUUCAAGAAGUA
Clarias gariepinus (North African catfish) is the source of this 2216-nucleotide messenger RNA. It is a transcript of the gene eif3ja, whose product is annotated as eukaryotic translation initiation factor 3, subunit Ja. The transcript has 8 exons. The coding region runs from base 57 to 806 and encodes 249 amino acids. Gene Ontology annotation, cellular component: cytoplasm; eukaryotic translation initiation factor 3 complex. Lineage: Eukaryota; Metazoa; Chordata; Actinopteri; Siluriformes; Clariidae. Gene Ontology annotation, molecular function: translation initiation factor activity. The record is from RefSeq and is a predicted model, not a curated record.